AUGUGCUGCCUGGGAGGGUUAAUUACCAGCGGACGCUUAGCACAUCAAAAGUACACAUGCUUCUUAGAGGAGGAACGGAAGAAAAAAUACAAAACUGCCGAAGCGGCAAAAGCCGAAAAAAUGAGACUUGAGCAAGAAAAAGAAAAUUUGAAAGAGAUAGAAUCGAAGAAACAGAGUAUUGAAGACCUUGAAGUGAAACUCAAAGUAGCACAGAAAGAGCAAGACAUGAAGAAACAAAGCGCUGACGCUCUGUUAUCAGAAGCAAAUAAACGAUUACAAGUAGCGCUUAAAAACCAGGAUUUACAAGCAGCCCAAUUGGCACAAGGUUUGAUUGAGGGUGCCGAAAAAUUACGAGAACAAGAGAGAACUCAAGAAAAUGUUGCAUCCCGAUUGGCUAAGCAAGUAGAAAAAAGAAAGAGUGGACUGCUAUCAGAUUUAUUUGCCAAGAAACAAAAAAUAACCAAAGAUAUUUAA
Messenger RNA from Neodiprion virginianus, 474 nucleotides. Its product is annotated as stress response protein NST1-like. The transcript has a single exon. The record is from RefSeq and is a predicted model, not a curated record. Bases 1 to 474 code for a protein of 157 amino acids. NCBI's taxonomy places the organism in Eukaryota, Metazoa, Arthropoda, Insecta, Hymenoptera, Diprionidae.